Molecule: messenger RNA, 1221 nt
Organism: Engraulis encrasicolus (European anchovy)
Lineage: Eukaryota; Metazoa; Chordata; Actinopteri; Clupeiformes; Engraulidae
Exons: 8
Coding region: 73-1221 (382 amino acids)
Source: RefSeq, a predicted model, not a curated record
UCUACGUAGUAGUAUUGGAAGACGAAGAAGACAGGCGAAGGAGUGGCUCAAUCAAGCCUGCCGCCUAACCUGAUGACAAUGGAUGGCUUUGAUGAAGCCACUCGUUCGGUAUUGGAAGAAGCGUCCCCAGCACGAGAUCCCCCUGUGCCAAAAAAGACAAAGAGUGGCACCAAAGCAGCCAUUCCAUCAUCCAGGUCUUCCUCACCGGCACCCAUGACUGUGAUUGCUUCACCAACCAUGCCUGCAAAAGAUGUUGCUGCGGGUCUCGACAGUCUGAAGAUGCAGGCCAGACACUACAAAACCUUGAGCAACAUGUACAACAAGCCCAAUGCAAAACCCAAUCAAAAUGAUGUGGCGCAAAUUCUGGACCUCGAGUUCGAAGCAAGGCGGGCCUUUAUCGAUUCAGAUGUUACCAAGGAAGAAGACCGACCUGCAAAAAUCCUUGAUGCAUAUCCAUGCUUUAAAGAUGUUCAAAACGCCAUGGAUGAGCUACGGCGCAUAGUAGAUGGUACUAACCGCAGAUACAUCGAGGACGUAAGAGGAAGAUGGACAGAAUUCUGCACGAAGGUGCAGUUCUACAGCGUGUGGAAGAAAGUCCUCAAACCCCCUUUUCCUUUGGAUGUUCGCAGUGUGGAUUUCACACUGGCCCUCUUCAAUGCACUGCCACCCCUCUUCCCCUCAUCCGUUUUGCCACCAAAGAAGCUUGCUUGCAGUGAGGCACUUAUUCAUACUGAGGCCCCAUACUCCAACCUCUACCCCUUACCCCAGCCCCAUACCCCAGCCUCAUACUCCAACCUCUACCCCUUACCCCAGCCCCUUACCCCAGCCCCAUACUCCAACCUCUACCCCUUAUCCCAGCCCCUUACCCCAGCCCCAUACUCCAACCUCUACCCCUUACCCCAGCCCCAUACUCCAACCUCUACCCCUUACCCCAGCCCCAUACUCCAACCUCUACCCCUUACCCCAGCUCCAUACUCCAACCUCUACACCUUACCCCAACUCCAUACUCUCCCAACUGCUCUACCCCAUCGGCCCGUCCCAUCCUUCACCACGGCACCCUCACCGCUGCUCAUAGCUCAGACCUCACCUCCACAGCACCACGGCACCCUCACCGCUGCUCAUAGCUCAGACCUCACCUCCACAGCACCACAGCACCACGGCACCCUCACCGCUGCUCAUAGCUCAGACCUCACCUCCACAGCACCACGGCACCUCCACUGA